Carya illinoinensis is the source of this 5290-nucleotide messenger RNA. RefSeq lists its product as uncharacterized. The record is from RefSeq and is a predicted model, not a curated record. The transcript has 11 exons. Lineage: Eukaryota; Viridiplantae; Streptophyta; Magnoliopsida; Fagales; Juglandaceae. Bases 3635 to 4519 code for a protein of 294 amino acids.
UGUCUGAAUUUAUUUUCUUUAUCACAAAAAUCAAUCCCUAUGGAUUCGAUCCUGUAAGAUACUACAACACCUGUAUACUUGCAGGUAAAACUGCACUAAAUUUUUAAUUCAUUAAUUUGAGUCAAAAUUUAGGCGCAACAUGUAGCAUAUUCUUCUAGUUACCUUAUUGGUCAACACUUCAACUUUAGCAUAAUUUAGAUGUUAUGCAUAUUGAGAAUAAUAUUACCGAAAACAUCUUAUUCACUUUAAUGAACACUCCAGGAAAAACUAAAGAUAAUAUAAAUUCAAGGCAUGAGUUGGAGAUAUUGGGCUAUAGAAAAUAAUUACAUUUGAGGCAUGAGGGUGAUCAUGUAACCAGGCCUGGGCUCCGACUCCGACGGAGUCGGAAUUGCCAUUUCCGACCUCCGACUCCGACUGGAGUCGGAACCGGAAGUUCACUCCGACUCCGACUCCGACGAGGAGUCGGAGUUCGACUCCGAUCAGAGUUCGGAGUUAGGAACUCCGAUCGGAAUUCCGAUGGCUUCCGAAGAUCACCGUCCCAAAAAUCCCUUGAAGAUCACCGUCCCAUACCGCCUUCCAACUAGACGGCGUUAAUGGGACAUCCGUGGAAGAAGUACCGGUCGUAUCCUUCGAUUCCGUCGACCUCUCCUUCUUGACAACCACUACCUUCACUUCCUCCUCCUCACGACGUCGUUUUCUCUCCUUCCGUCGACCUCUCCUUCCGUCGUUUUCUCUCCUUCCGUCAACCUCUCCUUCCGUCGACCUCUCCUUCUUGCAUCCGGCUGGUGUUUGGCGUUGCUUUUGCUCGGAAGCGAGAUCUCCAGCGAGGGUUGAUUGGGAGGACGAGAUCGAAGUAGGGGUGACGUUCUCCUAUUAAAAACGGCGUCGUUUAAGGUUUUCCUAAAAAAAAUAGUUGCAAAAUGUGUAAUGGUGCAUGAGGGGAUUCGAACACAGGAUCCGGAGAAACAAAACCGAGCCUCAACCAUUGAGCUACCUGACUACAUAAUAUUCAUAAUACAAUAUAUAAUAUAUAAGGUAUAAAUAGUCGGAGUUCGGAGUCGGAGUUCGGAGUCAACAAGGCCUCCGGACUCCGAUUCCGACUCCGACUAUGAGAGUCGGAGUAACUCCGACUCCGACUCCGAAUUCCGAGAACUCCAACUCCGUCGGAGUCGAAUUCAGAGCGGAAUUCGGAACGGAGUCGGAAAUCUCAGAAAUUUGCACAGCCCUACAUGUAACAAUGCCACAUGCACUGUACGCAUUACACGGAGAUGAAAGGCAUAAAUUUUGUGAGUGGUUGUCUGAUAUCAAAUUUCCAGAUGGGUUCUCUUUCAAUAUCUCGAAUUGUGUUUCUCUACGUAAUUGAAAAAUCGCCGGGUUAAAAAGCCACGAUUAUCAUGUUUUCCUUCAAAGACUACUCCCAAUUGCUGCUGGGGGGUUUCUAAGAAAUGACAUUGCCUUGGCUUUGACUGAACUUAGCACAUUCUUCAAAGAGUUGGGUGCUCGAACACUGGAUGUGAAUCGCCUAUCUCAGCUCCAAACUGAUAUUGUCACCAUUCUAUGCAAACUGGAGAUGAUAUUCCCUCCCUCAUUUUUCGAUGUCAUGGUCCACAUAGCUGUCCAUUUGCCUCGUGAGGCCAUACUUGGGGGUCCAGUACAAUAUAGAUGGAUGUACCCAUUUGAGAGAUACCUUGAAAAAUUCAAACGGUAUGUUAAGAAUAAAGCCCGACCAGAAGGUUCAAUAGCCGAGGCCUACAUUCACACCGAAUGCCUAACUUUUUGCUCUAUAUACCUAAAAGAUGUUGAGACGAAGUUCAAUCGAGCAGACCGCAACGUUGAUGCUGACGAAGAGGAGACUAUAGAUGGAUUCAGAAUUUCAAUCAGAAAGUUCGUCCCUUGGGUUCAGCUUCUAAUGUGCAAUUAGAAGAUAAACUCUUUAAAGCAGCCAUUUGGUAUGUGCUCAACAAUUGUCAGGAGAUUGGACCAUAUAUACAGUAAUCAUCAAAGAGUUUACUUUAAAAUCUACUUCCAUUCAAACUUAACAAGUUAUUAUAUAUGCAAUGCCCAUAACAUCAAAUAUUUUGCUUGGCAAUUCUGUGCACCAAAUGUAGGGAACACUACGAGAUAUGUAAGGUGCAAAAUCCAAAUUGCAUCGAUCGCAUGCAUCAAACUGACUUUCCAACUUGGUUCAAGCACCGUAUCCAGGAACAUCGUACCAAGCAUCCACUUGAUGUGUCCGCUGAUCUGUAUGCGUUAGCUUGCGGGCCUGACCGUUGGGUUGCAUCAUAUGAUGCUUGCAUAAUAAAUGGAAAAAUGUUUCAUACGAGACAGCAUGAACUUUGUCGGCGUACAGAAGAUCUGGGGUGUUGGUAACUGGGAACAAGGCCACAAAUAACGCAGACUUUUACGGUGUUAUUAAUAAUAUCAUAGUGUUACGCUACAUAGAGUGGCAUCGGGUAUACCUAUUUGAAUGUGAUUGGUUUGAUGUUGGUGAUCAAAAAUGAGGGGUGUGGGUGGAUGACCAUAUGAUUAGUGUCAACAUGAAUAGGACUUGGUAUAAAGGUGAACCAUUCGUGUUGGCGAGUCAGGCUGAUCAAUGUUUCUACAUAAGAGAUUUAAGGGCGAAAGGGAAUUGGAGUGUUGUGCAAACCUAUACAAAUAGGAAUGUAUAUAACAUUCCGUCGGUGUCGAGGAAUCUGGAAGAUAUUAAUGAUGGCGAGCCAAGUACUGAUGAGGCCGAUCAAGAAAAUGAGUCUUCUGAUUACUAUGAACCAGUGCAGUGUGGUAAUGCAGAUCCAGUGUCAACUCCACUGGAUAGGCUUGAUAUACCACCUAGUCAUAUUGAUGCACAAGAAGUCAUGGAUGUGGAUGGUCAAUGCAUAGAUUCAACAGGCUUUAUUAAUGAUGCCAUGAUUUCUUCUGGUUCCGGAGAUGCGUAUAGUGAGGGGGAAUAUUCAGAUGAAGAGGACUUAUCAACAGACGAAGAGUCUGUGUCAGAUUUAUAAUGAACACUCCAAAAACUUCGUCUACUUAAGGUGAGGGUAAAACAAUACUGCGUUGCUUUAUAGUAGUCGUUGCACAGACAGAUUUGGGAGGGGAUUUGCUUUCUCUGAUAUCAAUAUAUUUAUCAUGCAAUCCCAUCUUCAAGCUGGAGGCAUGAGCGGCACGGUUAAUUACAAAGGUGACUGAGCAGGACCCAGUACUAAGGGCAGAGGGAGACUCCGGGGUUUUCGUGGGAGGCGGCAUGUACCGUACUCGGCCCGCCACAACCGUCCUCGGGGAGCGAAGAUCUCCUCAUAUCACAAUCCUGAGGAGUGUAAUCAAUCAUCCUCAGAUGACUCCACACAGCCGCCCAAGCCCGCCACCAUCCACCAACCCAAUUCCCACGCCAGCGCCUGUUUGAGAACCCUCACCAGUGCGGGCACAAUCACCUAUUAGAGACCACACAAGAAUGGAAGACCCCAGUGUACCACAAACUGGAGCGGACACCCCCACAGAGCCCGUUGUAGAGCAGGAACAGAGAAAAUGAAUUCAUGGGCCCGCUCGAUGCAUCAAGUUUGACAAGGCAAGGAAGCAUGGGAAAGUGCUUUUAAAGAUAAACGAGGGUAAGACAGCACCAUGUUGUGAGCACGCUUCUAUGUUCACGACACGGGUAUCAUGGAUUAUUAAACAAUAUUGUGACAUGAGUUAUGCGCGAUGGACGGAUGUUCCGCAAGCUAUGAAGGAGGAGCUCAUUGACCGUGUUCGGUCUGACUUCGUGUUUGAUUGGGAGCGUGAAAACCACCGAUUGACGGUGACAAAGGCACUUCGUAAGCGCUUCAACUCCUUCCAUCAUGACUUGCACAAGAUUUAUGAAUCAUUUGGAAGCCAUGAAGAAGCUUUGGCUAAUGGGAAAAGCUUGGUGGACCCCCUUGUAUGGGUAAAGUUGUGUGGUAGAUUGGGCAGUGAUGCCUUUAAGAAAAUUUCUUCUCAAAACCAAGCGAACCGAAAGAAGCAGGCAAUUAAUCACACAUCAGGACGUAAAUCAUUCAUCCGAAUACUUGAGCAAAAGCGUGAUGAGAACGGAAAUUUGGUUGACUUCUAUAAGGAGACGCGCUGGUCGAAGAAGAAGAACAAGUUUGUGACAGAUGCUACAGAAGAUACUUACAAAAAGAUGCAAGGUAGGUUGGAUGGCCUAGAACCAGAGCAACGUAAUGAUGAGGCAGCAGCGACUGUCUUUAGGGAGGUCCUGGGCCAUCGACCUGGAUAUGCGCGAGGACUCAGGGAGAUGGUCAUCCCCGAGUCAAGUAGACAGUGUGACCAAGUUAAAAUGCAAUGCUACAUGUCUAAGAUUGAAAGACACAAGAAAGAUGCUGAACAACAUAAGAAAGAUUCUGGAGAGUAUAAGAGUCAGCUGGAUGAAAUGAGAUUAGAGAUGCGGGCUCUUAGGGAGCAUCAGAUUCAGACUGACAGAUUGCUUCAGGCAUUCUUUAAGGAUCAUUUGGCAUUCACUGAGUCAUUAAUUGAUCUACCGCUACCAUGAAAUGAGAUUAGAGAUGCGGGCUCUUAGGGAGCAUCAGAUUCAGACUGACAGAUUGCUUCAGGCAUUCUUUAAGGAUCAUUUGACAUUCACUGAGUCAUUAAUUGAUAUACCGCUACCACUUGUCUAGUAGAACUAUUAAUACAUUGUUGAUGGAAGCAGCUAUUCUCAUUAGUGCAAUAGUGGAUAUUUGCUCAAUAUCCAAUAUUUAACCAAACGAAUUUCUUACUCAUCAAGGGGCCCAGUGCUGCGACCCCAAAUGCAUGAAUUUGUUGGGGAAGAGAAGAAUGAUGAUGCUAGGGUGCAGUGUUCUCUACAACUGGAAAAGGCAUCAGACAAAAAGGGGUGGUUUGAUAUUCACAACAGUGAUAUGGCCAAGCUUGGGCUGAUCAUGAGCUGUGCAACCAGUACCAAUUUUCACGCAUCAUGUUCGCCACCUUUCUUGAUCAAGAGUGAUAUGUCGAACUGUGGGUGCCAGUGAAUGAAAAGUCCCACAGUAAUAGAGAUAACCAAAAUUGGUAGCCCUUGGCUACCAUUAUAAUAGAGUAUAGUAAAUUAGUAGGUAAUGGUGAUGUUUUGUAUAUUAUAUAAAAAUUAGCUCAGCUUGUACUUGAUAUGACUCGACAUAGUGCACCACCCAGUGAGAAAUUAUAUAUAGGAGGAAAGCAUGGUUGAAUUGACGCUCGAUCGAUGCAAUUGAAUUGUUUAGAACAGAUAUAUUUGUGUAUGUAUGGAUCGUUAGUUGAUAAUGUCAAUCAGGUACAUUCGGAUUAA